This is a messenger RNA of Erinaceus europaeus (western European hedgehog), 1681 nucleotides long. RefSeq names its product C-C motif chemokine ligand 22 (gene CCL22). Lineage: Eukaryota; Metazoa; Chordata; Mammalia; Eulipotyphla; Erinaceidae. The transcript has 3 exons. Gene Ontology annotation, biological process: monocyte chemotaxis; inflammatory response; positive regulation of GTPase activity. Gene Ontology annotation, molecular function: chemokine activity; CCR chemokine receptor binding. The record is from RefSeq and is a predicted model, not a curated record. Gene Ontology annotation, cellular component: extracellular region. The coding region runs from base 40 to 318 and encodes 92 amino acids.
GCUACUGUGGACACCAGAGCCGGACGGCCGGGGCACAGCAUGGCCCACCUGCAGGCCCCACUCCUGGCUGCCUUCCUCCUCCUGACUGUGAUACUCCAAGCCACUGAGGCAGGCCCCUUCGGCGCCAACGUGGAGGACAGUGUCUGCUGCCGCGACUACAUCCGCCGUCCUCUGCACCAUCGCCUGGUGAAGAAUUUCUUCUGGACCUCUAACUCUUGCCGGAGACCUGGGGUGGUCUUGCUCACCUACAGGAACCUGGAGAUAUGUGCUGACCCCAGCAAGCCCUGGGUAGAGCGGAUUCUUCAGAGGCUGAGAUAAUGAGGAAGGAUCAUGACUUGAUGAAGGUGGCUGUGGCUCCUCCAGGAAGCUUCACGAAAGAAACUCUACCUGCCUUCCCUACAGCUGCUCCCCCAAAAGCCUGUGCUGUAUCCGGGUGUCCACCUCCACCCAGCCUCUGUACUGGCAUGCUCACCCCUUCAGCCCAUCCUCUCCCCAACCACAGCCAGAAGCUCCACAGUCCUGCUCAAAAUCCCUCCAUGGCUCCCCACUGCCCUAGACUGAGGUCAGAACUCCUGAACCCGGUGACCCCACCCUCUGACUCUAACCCUGGCCCUCUUCCAGCAUCCAGCCUCAGUUCCCUUUCUACAUAUGAGAUCCUAGUACUCUAUUCCCCAAACCCCUGCCAUACUGUCCCCCUUUUGGUUGAUUUUUUUUUUCUUCUUCAGUUUUUCCUAAAUUGUUCCUGAUACUUAGGAUGUGCCUCUGGUCUUCUGCACUUGUCUCGCCUCAUCAGUCUCCCAAAGUAUCACUCAGCCUCAGUAGCCAGUAAUGGAGCUUCAUUGAGUCUGGAACCUCAGAGCCUUAGGCAUGACAGUCUUUUUGCAUAACCAUUAUUCUCUCUCUCUCUUACCACCCUUGGGCCUCUCUUAACAGUCCUGCUCAUAGUCUGCCCAAGAAUUCUUGUGAUCUGGAGACUUGUCCUCUGGUCCUGCUGGCUAGAUGAAGUUCACAGCUGGGCCGUCUUGUCUUUUGAUUUCUGGCACAGAGCAAGCACAGGACUUGGUUUGGAAUCAGGGACUGCAAAGGAGCACAGAGUGAAUCCAUAUUUCCCCACCCCCUUCAGUGAACCUCUCUCUCACACCCUAGGGGCUCUCCCAGUUCAAUAUGGAGACUUGAGAUCAUUAAGAGAGGAGGUGGCUGGGUCCAUUGUGAAACUCUAAAUUUGCCCAGACCAAUCUUUUUCUUCCAUUUUACCUACAUGUGGGAUCUUUUGACUCUUCUUGUUUCCCUUAGAUGUUGUUUUCCUUCUGGGGCUUGGCACCUGUAUGACAAAUCCAUUGCUCCCAGAGGCCAUUUCUUUCCCUUUUCCCCUCUUUCUUUCUCCUCCUCUUUUUUUUUUUUAAAGAGACAGAAAGAAAUCGAGAGGGGAGGGGGAAGUAGAGAGGGAGAGAGAAAAAGAGAGAGGCCUUCAGCACUGCUUCACUUCCUGUGAAGUUUCCCCUUGCAGAUGGGGGCAGGGAGCUUGAACUCAGGUCCUUAAACAUUGUAAUGUGUGCACUCUACUGAGUGUGCUACUGACCACUCCUCCCUUAUAGACUCUUACUGCUCCUCCAAUUCCUGUGUUCAAGUUUGACCCCUUCAGAGUCCCUCACUAGUUCUCCCUCAUCCCCCUCCCCUUUUA